Molecule: messenger RNA, 372 nt
Organism: Galdieria sulphuraria
Lineage: Eukaryota; Rhodophyta; Bangiophyceae; Galdieriales; Galdieriaceae
Exons: 2
Coding region: 26-259 (77 amino acids)
Source: RefSeq, a predicted model, not a curated record
GGGCAAUUGUGAUUUGAAAAUUGCCAUGGGGGAAAAUGAGUGGGAGGAAGGAUUGAGGCCAAUUGGGAAGAAAGGGGCCAACCCAGAGGCGGAUUGUGAUUUUGAAAUUGCCAUUAUUGUUGGUGGGUGGGGAAGGAUGGGUAAAUUGGAAAUGGGAAGGGAUAUUGAAAACNAAAAUACGAUAAGGGUGUUUGUGAGAAAUUCAAAUUUUAAAAGUAGAAGAAAAAGAGUUGACCUUCAAUUAUAUUUUAUGAGAUGAAGGUAGUAGUAAGAUUGACGACAUACUGUUCAUAUAAUAUUUCUAUAUUUUAAUAGUACAACCUCAGUCCAAAAAAUUUUUUUUUUAAACUUAAUAAAACUAUGCUAACAAAA